Molecule: messenger RNA, 1059 nt
Organism: Heterostelium album PN500
Lineage: Eukaryota; Evosea; Eumycetozoa; Acytosteliales; Acytosteliaceae
Exons: 6
Coding region: 1-1059 (352 amino acids)
Source: RefSeq, a predicted model, not a curated record
AUGAGUAAUAAAGUUACAUGUGCAGACUGUAACAAAGAAUUUUAUAAUUCUAAGUUUAACCAACAUUGUUGUACUGUAUUAUCGGAGAUGUACAGAGAGUUAAAGGAAAUUAAAGAUGAAGUUUUAGUAAGACCUAGUUGGUUGAAUAUGAAUAAAAAUAGCAAUAACAAUAACAAUAACAAUAGCAAUAGCAAUAGCAAUAGCAAUAGUGAAGUUGGAUCUCGAGAUCCUAUGAUUAUUGAAAAUGUUAUAGAUGAUAUCACAAUGGAAGAUUACAAUAACGAUGGAAUGAUUAUGAAUAGUAAUGAUGAUCCUUUAGAAUCAUUACCAACCCUACAAAUUGAACCUUGUGAUAAGAAGAAAAAAAAUAAAUCAAAACCAACAAAUUCAACAACAAUAGAAAACAAUGAUUUCACCGGUUUAGCACAAUGUGUCAUCCAAAAAACACCAGCAAUAAACAUAAAUAGUCAAUAUAAGAACAACAACGAACAUUUUCAUUUUAAAUUAAUUGAUUAUAGAAGUAUUUUCAAUAUAAAUGAUAGACCUCACUUGUACGGAAUUAAAGAUCCUUACUCUUUAACAUUUAAAUGUUCAAAGUUAGUUGAUGCCUACCUCUAUAAAGGUCUAUCAAGAGAAACAGUCAUGAGUUUGGCAAGGGAUCUUCUCAACAUCGAUGUCGAUUUCGACCAGAUUCUUGAAAAAGUAGAAUUGACCUAUUCACUAAAUAUUAAAAAUACAGCAAUCGAAGCGCAACGAUUCUUGGUAUCGUUAGAAACAAACAAUUUUAAAUUCAACAAGAAUGGUAGUGAAGUUGACAUAUCUACAAUAGUCCCAUUCGAUAGAAAGACUCCAGAUACUAUAAAAUCAUCAAAUGAUUUGGCUCUGAAAUUAACAUAUUUGGUUGUUAAUUUUGAACAGAUAUUACAGAUGAUCAACUCAAGCGAUUUAAAAUCUAAAUCUGAUAUAGAUUUUUUGCAACUUUUAGUUUACGUACACCAAAUUAAAUUCCAAGAUUAUCACAGUAAAAAUUUAAUGAAAGUACAAUUCUAUUUGAUCUAA